AUGACAUCUCAGCACCUUUCGGACACUUCAGAGUUUAAGCUUUUGCUAGAGGGUUUUAACCAGCUGCAUGUGCGAUCUGCGUCUUACACCCCCACUCAGAACGGCUAUAGCCCACUUCAGAGACCCAUUAGAGAGCAUCUCAAGUACGGAGUCAUUAAUCUCGACAAGACUGCAGGACCCUCAUCUCAUGAAGUUGUUGCCUGGAUCCGCCGCAUUUUGGAGGUGGAGAAGACAGGCCAUUCAGGCACACUCGAUCCGGGCGUCACGGGUUGUCUGCUUGUUUGUCUGGACCGGGCCACCAGGCUGGUGAAGUCCCAACAGCUCAUGGGGAAGGAAUACGUCUGCGUGCUCCAGUUCAAGGACCUGGCCGCGCUUAAGGACGAGGACGCCCGCAAGGCCUUUUCGGCCUGCCUGCAGCAGGCUCUUGCGACACUCAGGUGCGCCCAGCUGCAGCUUCCCCCCAAGGAAGGCUGUGCUGUGAAGCGUCAGCUGCGCGUCAGGGAAAUAUAUACCUUGGAUUUAUUAGAGUUCAACUUCAAAACGGGGCAAGCAGUACUGAGGGCGUCAUGCCAGGCAGGGACAUAUAUGCGCACCCUUUGCGUUCACAUAGGGCUUCUCGUGGGUCACGAGGCAUACAUGCUAGAGCUUCGCCGCGUCAGGUCCGGUGAGCUAACCGAGAAGACCAACAUGGUUACGCUGCACGAUGUCCUGGACAGCUUCUGGUGCUGGAAGAACCUGGGCGACGAAAGCUAUCUCCGAAAGGUCGUGAUGCCUCUCGAAUACUUGCUGAAGUCGUACAAGCGGAUUUUCGUCAAGGAUUCGUCCAUCAAUGCGCUGACCUAUGGGGCUCCACUCCACAUCCAGGGCGUCUUGCGCUACGACCCUCGCAUCAGCAUCGGAGACACGGUUGUCCUGGUUUCCACGAAGGGCGAGGCCGUGGCCCUGGGGACGGCAACCAUGGGGGCCCAGGACAUCAUGGGCGUGAGUCGCGGGAUCGUAAGCAAAGUCAAGCGCGUCAUCAUGGACAGGGACCUCUACGACCGCCAGUGGGGCCUGGGGCCGACCGCCCUUCUGAAGAAGCAGCUUAUCAAGAACGGCCAGCUGGAUAAGUAUGGAGGCAUCAACAAGGACACACCGAAGGAGUGGGUGGAGAGGUUCCAGAACACGGAGGAGUUUCUAAAAACAGCGGGGAAUACCUGCGGAAACAGCACCGAGGGUGCGAACACUAAAGAUGCAGAUGGGCGCCAGCGGGGGCUCAAGAAGUAG
Messenger RNA from Giardia duodenalis, 1266 nucleotides. RefSeq names its product Centromere/microtubule binding protein CBF5. Gene Ontology annotation, cellular component: box H/ACA snoRNP complex. Gene Ontology annotation, molecular function: pseudouridine synthase activity; RNA binding. The transcript has a single exon. The record is from RefSeq and is a predicted model, not a curated record. Gene Ontology annotation, biological process: rRNA pseudouridine synthesis; mRNA pseudouridine synthesis; box H/ACA sno(s)RNA 3'-end processing. Bases 1 to 1266 code for a protein of 421 amino acids. NCBI's taxonomy places the organism in Eukaryota, Fornicata, Diplomonadida, Hexamitidae.